Salvelinus namaycush (lake trout) is the source of this 4913-nucleotide messenger RNA. RefSeq names its product SWT1 RNA endoribonuclease homolog (gene swt1). The record is from RefSeq and is a predicted model, not a curated record. Gene Ontology annotation, cellular component: nucleus. Bases 89 to 3274 code for a protein of 1061 amino acids. NCBI's taxonomy places the organism in Eukaryota, Metazoa, Chordata, Actinopteri, Salmoniformes, Salmonidae. The transcript has 15 exons.
GUUCAAUCUGACGUGUACGGAUGUUUUGUUACAGUGGUCUGCUCAGUAGCCCAAGGUUUCUCUUAUUUAACAGGAAUUUUCUACCAAGAUGUCAAAGAAGUCCAAGAAGAAGAAGAAGCAGAAGAAGGAGAAGGAGACAUAUAAGUUAUCUUUUUCCUCCAGUGAGCAGUCGUCACAGAAGGAAAAGGGCACCAAGAAACGCAGUAGUGCAGAGGGGAAGCACCAUGGCAGCUGUUCUGCAGAGGAGAAACGGGGGAGAGAGAAAAGAGUUAGCCACUCCACCCCAGGGAAUAGUGCAGCAGGAAGCAGUCACAAGAAAGACAGGGAUUUCAAAAAAGCUCUUUACAGACUGGAGAGAACAACCUCGCAGGGUGCAGCGGAGGGAAAAAACGCCUGUCCUCUUACAACCCUUCCUCGGGACAGCUCUGUGAGGAAGAGUUGCCCCAGCCAGGAUGGGUCGGCUACCACCGGGGUCAAGAUCGCAGACAGGGUUUCUUCCAAACCAGUCAGCAGUCUGAGCGCGAAUAAGACCCAGUCCCAAAAUGUGGAGAAGAUCCCUACAUCCCAGGGAAGCUCCAGUAAGCCAACCGACAAGAGCCCCUCCAAAACAGCCUCGAGCAGACUGACGACCAGUCCCAGGUCCCUCAUGGCCCAGCUGAAGGAGCAGAGGAAGACGCUGGUGAAAAGGAGGUCCAGACCUGAGGAGAAGCCUGGCAUUGGGAAGGACCACACCUCCCAUGGUAGGAGCUACCAGGACCCCCAACUGUCCCUGUCACUGGCUGAAGAGAUGAGGGAGAAGAGGAGGAAGCUAGUGAAGAGGAGAUGUGAAGAAGAAAAGGAGGAUGUUUUAAAGGCUAAACGGGACAAGAGUGGAGCAAAAUCCUAUAGUCUUCCCUCUAACAACAACAACACCACCACAAAGCAGUCCUCCACCUCUACUAAAAAUGCUACCUUUGAUAAAAUCUCAACCACAGCAAGACAUAGACCUACCACCCAAAAGCAGGGGAAUGUCUCUGAUCUGUCCAAAACAUCAGCGACAUCUAAGUCCAUGUGUGCCGAGGUACAGAUGCCGCUACCCAAACCUCAGCUGCCUCUCAAUUUUAAGAUCCCAAAGAAGUCCAAACUUGUGCCACUGCCAGUUAAUCGAGCCAUCUGGGGGGGUGACCAGGAGGAUGAUAACGACAAUAAGCCCAUCAGUGCUAGAGUGAAGGUGGUGUCUCCUGCUUCUAGGCUUUCUCACCAGACAGGAAGUGCGUCCAAACUUUGGAAACCAAGGAGUGUGUCCAAACUUUGGACACCAAGGAGUGUGUCCAAAUCUUUGAACUCCAAAGACGGUGUGUCUGCUGCUGUGAACAGAAACAAGCAGCACAAAUGUGAAACGGUUCCAGAAUCUUCCAAAGUUUCUAAAGAAUUACGGCCCAGUUCAGCUCAAGAGAGGACAUCACCACCCUGUAACAUAACAACUUCCCCUGAAGACUAUAUAGAAGACUAUGAUAAUGACCAAGAGAUGCAGCUGGUGGAGGAGCUCCAUCUGGCCCGCAGUGAGAAGAGGCUGGAGCUGAAUGUGGUGGAGAUCUAUGGAGAACUCACCAGCAUGGACAUCGACCCAUCAGAGGAGGGUAUCACAUUCACACUCAGUAAAGAGGAGGAUCUUCAGCAGGAUCUGAUCGUUGUCCUGGACACCAACAUCCUUCUCAGUCACCUAGACUUUGUCAAGAAGAUGAGGUCACAUGGCCUUGGAGCUCUAGGUCUCCCCACAGUGCUCGUACCCUGGGUGGUACUACAGGAGCUAGACUCUCUGAAGAACAGGAAGAGGCUGUCCAGCUCUGUAGCCCACCUGGCCACACCUGCCGUUCAUUACAUCUACACCUGCCUGAAGAGCCAGGAGCCUCGACUCUGGGGCCAGUCCAUGCAGCAGGCCUCUCAGAGCAGCCAGGGACUCAAUGCUGAGAAUAAUGACGACAGAGUGCUGCAGUGCUGCCUGCAAUACCAGAGUCUUUACCCAGAGGGUGCUCUCAUCCUUUGCACUAAUGAUAAGAACCUGUGUAGUAAGGCCUUGCUGAGUGGGGUGAAGGCCUUCGGUAAGGCUGACCUGGUGGAGGUGGUAGACAGGCUCAAAACGCCUGGUGUCCACAACCUGACCCCCACCCAACCCCACACACAGACCCCUGUCAGCACACAGACACAAACCCUCAUCCGCACCCCGAGCCAGACCCGUGACCACCAGAAACCCAGCCCCUUCCCAGGCCGGCAGCAGAAUGAACAGAGCAGGAGCGAUGGAGGGAAAGAGAGAGAAAUGGAAGAGAAGAGAAAGAAGGCUGCAGAAGAGGCCCGGGAGCUGAGCAGCUGUGUGUCAGUACUGGAGGACUGUCUGAAAGAAGCGCUGUCUCAGGUGCUGGAGAUUGAGAUGAAGGCAGCCUAUGAAGAACUGUGGACAGAGAUCGUAUAUCUGAAACCGCCCUGGACUCUUGAAGACCUUCUGCAGUGUUUCAAGAAACACUGGAUCUCUGUCUUUGGCAACAUCGUCCCUCGAAAUCUGCAGCAAUCCCUGGAAAACCUUCACAACUUCUUUUUCUCAGGUAAGUCAGUAGAGCAUAGCUCUACACUGCUGGCUCUGUAUGAGGCUAGAGAGCUGCUGCAGGCCUUCGGCUGCAGGUCAGACUACGAUGGGCGUGUCCGACCGGCCCUCGCCUCCCUGAACACCCUGCUGCAGAGGAUACUCCCUCAGCCAGAGAAAGUCUCAGAGGAGACCCACACCAGUGACGGUGACACCCUCAUGGCGGAAGAGGAGGAGGAGGAAGAGAAACAGACCACGCCUGCUCGGGUGUCACACCAGGAAGUGUGGGUGAUGUUUGAGAGCAUCUGGAACAAUGUGUGUGGGAUCAGCUCUGCUGUGUUCGCCGCUCUCCGCUUUGACCCGGGCGCCAUAGAAACCAACCAGCCAGUAGAGGGUCCUCCCCUUCCCCAGGACGCCCUCUCCUGUCUGCACAGACUGUCUACUGCUGUCAAACAACUGCUACAGGCCUUUACCAGGGUUCUGUCAACAGACAGCUGUCUAGACGAUGCCCAGGCUCUCCUCUCCUUCAUCCACUCCAGUGAGAUUGCUGCCAUGGAGCCCAGGUUCACUGCCAAAGACCUGUUGGACUGUCUUUCACAGCAUGAGUACAGGGAGAAGCUGUGUGUGGGGGGGACCCAGUUGGCGGAGCUGAACGUCAGUCUAGAGCGCUGCGCUGAGGUCACGUCCCGGCAGGUCACACCAAGCACCUGGCCCUGAUUGGACCACAACAAGGAAGUUUGGACUAAAACAUCCUACCAGAGGCCUCAAAUUGCAUCAUAUCACAACUCAACAACUUUACAUGGAGCUGACCUAUUUAAUUCAGCACCUUUUCUGACUUAAGUUAGUUUCUUGUGUGUGGAUGUUGGUGUAGAGCAGUGGUCACCAACCGGUCGAUCAAGGCAUUCCUAGUCGAUCACCAAACAUUUCUGUAAAAAACCCAAUGAUAAAGCCUUGUGUUCCUAUUUUCUUUAUUUAUGGGCUCCUGCUUCCCAAAUGCCCCAUAGGGCUCUGGUCUAAAGUAGUGCACUAUAUAGGGAAUAGGGUGCCAUUUUGCUGUUUCUGGUGCGUCCUACAGUAGCCAUUUUGGGCCUCCAUCAGUGGGGAUAUGGAUCUUCCAAAUAUGUUGUUAUCUUCACACAGACCAGGUUUCCAUCCAACCAUUUCAUGCGGAUGAAUGACCUGAUGCAUGAAAAAAUACAUUUUUUAGAGAGCACGUGUCAAGACCAGAGUGGGCACAUUUGCUAUAGAACGCAACAGUUGAUGACAAAACCAUCAGUAGAGUUGAAAAUGUGAUGGAAACCCAUUGAACCUGUAUUUUUCAUUCGCUACAUGGAAAUUUAACCACAAACUUUAUUUUUAUGUGCACUACGUCAUCACGCACAGACUGAUGGAAACGUCUCUGCUGGGAAAAUGCAUAUAUUAUUUAAUGCAGAUUGAUGAAUAUUCACAUGAAAAUCUGUCGCAAAUUGGAUGGAAACCUAGCUACUGGAUUGGAAUGUUUACACAUACAGAAUGGCAGUUUUUUCUGACAUGUUUAAACUCUGUCAUCGUGCUACUCUCUCUGUUACUAUGACCUUUGAUUGUAGUGUGGGUUUUCACUUUCAGCUUGUCGUGCUGUUUUAAGGAGGACCUACACGAUAAACCCACAUUCUAUACAAAAAGACAUGACUGCCCACAUCCAUGAUUGAGCCAACAUCGUCUCCAUAUUCCUCAGCAUUAAGUAUUUUUUAAAUUUUCUUUGUUUAACUAGUCAGUUAAGAUCAAGUUCUUGGGUCUCCCGAGUGGCGUAGUGGUCUAAGGCGCUGUAUCACAGUGCUAGCUGUGCCACUAGAAAUUCUGGGUUCGAGUCCAGGCUCUGUCGCGACCGGGAGACACAUGGGGCGGCGAAAAAUUGGCCCAGAGUCGUCCGGGUUAGGGGAGGGUUUGGCCUGCCGGGAUGUCCUUGUCCCAUCGCGCUCCAUCAAAUAGACCAUGACAUCUCCAUGACUACCCAACAUCAUCUCCAUAUUCCUCAGCAUUCAGGAAAUAGACCAUCAUCUUAUUAUUCCUGUUGCACCAUAAGUGGUACGCCAGGUGAUGUAAUGAAUGGUGAUUGGCUGUGCUCUCCCAGGCUGUGACUUACACAGGGAGUCAGACGGUUCAACGUGACAAACUAUGCUGUCUGUUAUGGCAUCAUGGCUCUGCUGUAGGCUUAUGAUAUGACCGUCUCAGGCCUGUUAAUAUUUAUCUUGGAUGUGUUCAUUUGUAAAGAUGUAAAUAGUUAAAUUAAAGCACAUAUUUUUGUUUGAUCAACAUAAUGUACAAUUUCUUAUAACUCUUGUUAUACGAUGCAUUAAAGUUUUUGAAUUGAAUCUGA